Molecule: messenger RNA, 3516 nt
Organism: Entrophospora candida
Lineage: Eukaryota; Fungi; Glomeromycota; Glomeromycetes; Entrophosporales; Entrophosporaceae
Source: the annotation of a GenBank genome assembly
AUGAAUAAUUAUAACGUAUAUCAGCUUUUUAACGCUACAUAUAAUCCUGACCCUAAUGUACAAAAACAAGCAGAAUUACAAUUAAAACAGAUUGAAGGUACACCAGGAUUUAUAACUAACCUUCUUCAAAUAUUAAGUGCACAAGAAUUAGAUAAUGGAACAAAGCAAGCUGUUUCAAUCUAUUUAAAAAAUCGGAUCAGAACAUCAUGGUAUGUUGAUGAAGAAGAACAAAUACCAUCAAAUGUUGUUGCUAUUGAUUUACAAGAUCGUGAAGCCUUCAAAGCAAACAUAUUAAAUAUUUUGGUAACAGUUCCCAGCAUUAUAAGAGUACAAGUUCUUGAUUCUUUAAGAAGGGUUCUUGGUGUUGAUUUUCCAGAAAAAUGGCCAAAUUAUAUGGAUCAAGUAAUUACUUUGUUAACAUCAAACGAUUUGAAAAUUUCAUAUAUUGGAUUAUUAGGUUUACAGCAAGUAGUUAAAGUUUAUCAAUGGAGAUCUCCUGAUGUUAAAGAUCCAUUAAUUGAAAUCAUUCAAAAAUCUUUUCCAAUUUUACUACAAAUUGCUGAAAUUAUUAUAAAUGAAACAAAUGUUGAUGCAGGUGAAAUGAUGAAAAUUAUAGUGAAAACGUUUGGCUCUUCAAUUCAUUAUGAACUACCAAAACCUCUUCAAGAUAGUACAUUUAUUGGACAUUGGUUAGGCCUAUUGUUGAAAUUGGUUGAUAAGCAAAUACCGCAAGAAUUGAUUCCACAAUAUGAUGAUGUUGAAGAAAGACGAAAUUUUAUAUGGUACAGAGUUCAAAAAUGGUCAUGUCAUGUUAUUGAUAGGCUUUUUUCAAGAUAUGGUAAUCCUGCACAAUUAUCAUCUUCGCCUACAAAAAAUAUGACUUUUGCUGAAACUUUUGUACAAAACUUUGCUCCUCAAAUAUUAUAUAAAUACUUGGAAAAAACCAACCUUUGGAUCAAAAAGGAAAUUUGGUUAAGUCCAAAAAUUCUUAAACCUCAUUGUGAAAUAUUAGUUUCUCAUUACAUAUUUCCUCAAUUAUGUUUUACUGAUGAGGAUGAACAAUUAUGGAGUGAAGAUCCAAUUGAUUUUAUUCAUAAAAAACUUGAUCCAUUAGAUGACUAUUUAUCACCAACUUCUUCUGCCAUAUCAUUUCUGGGAAGUUUAGCUAGACACAGAAAGAAAUUCACAUUCACAAAUAUCUUAAACUUCAUAAAUAGCAUUUUAACUACUUAUCAAGAAUCACCACCUGAAACAAAAAAUCCAAAAAAUAAAGAUGGCGCUUUAAAAAUGAUUGGAUGCUUGUCGGAUUUGGCUUUACAUCGAAGAUCUGGCGUUGCUAAUAUAAUGGAAGCAUUUUUUGUUCAUCAUGUUUUUCCUGAAUUUCAAAGUCAACAUCCUUACUUAAGAGCAAGGGCUUGUGAUAUGAUUAUGAGAUUUAAUGAGCUUGAAUUUCAACAAGAAGCAAAUAUCAUGACUGCUUUUCAAGGAAUUACGAUUUGUAUGCAAGAUCCUGAACUCCCUGUUAAAAUUCAAGCUUGCUUAGCUUUGGAACCUUUAUUAAAAUAUGAGUCAGUGAAAAAAGUGCUUGUUCCUAAUUUACCAGCAAUAAUGCAAAAGCUUCUUGAACUUACAAAUAUGAUUGAUUCUGACAUUUUGGCAACUUUAAUGAAAGAACUUGUUGAGGAAUUUUCAAGUGAAUUAAAUCCAUUUGCUACAGAAUUUUGUCAACAAUUGUGUACCACUUUUCUUCGCAUCAUGCAUGAUUACAAAGAAAUUCCUUCCGCCAAUGACAACAUUGAUGAUAGUAGUCUUGAUGAUGCAGAGAUGAAUGAGAAAAUUUUGACAGCUUCAGGUAUUAUUAGAACGGUAGUUACGCUGAUUGUAAAUUUAGAUACUACACCUGAAGUUUUAAUUCAAAUGGAGUCUAGUAUAAUGCCUAUAGUUGUAUUUGUUUUAGAAAAUGAAGUUAUUGAAUUAUAUGAAGAGGUUUUGGAUAUCAUAGAUAGCUUGACAUUUUCUAUUAAGCAAAUUUCUCCUGCAAUGUGGAAUAUUUUUGAAUUAUUAUAUAGAACAUUUAAAAAAUCGGGGGUUGAUUAUAUUGAAUGCAAGUCAAUGUUACCAUCUUUGGAUAAUUAUAUUUCUUAUGGGACAGAAGUAUUUAUGCAAAAUUCCAAUUUUCAUGUAAUGAAAAGUGAAAAUUUAUCAGAAACUGAUCGAGUUGCUGCUUGCAAGCUUGCAGAAUCAUUUUUAUUGAAUUGUAGUGGUAUUAUAGAUCAGUAUAUUGAACCAAUCCUUGGACUUGUAUUUAAAUAUUUAGCCGAUAUCGAAAAUAUUGAAACUUCAAGUUUUAAAUUUUAUUGUGUUGAAUUAGUGAUUGAUUGUUUAUAUUAUAAUCCAUUAUUAACUUUACGUAUUCUGGAAGAACGUAGUUUAACGCAAUCAUUUUUCACAUUAUGGUUUAAAGAUUUAAGUCAUUUCUCACGUGUACAUGAUAAAAAACUGGUUAUAGCCACAAUAUGUCGAUUUUUUGAAAUACCAAUAGAGCAAUUACCUGCCACUUUACAAAAUGGUUGGUCACAAUUACUUGAUGGUGUUUUGGAAAUGUUCAAGUCUUUUCCUGAGGCUGAAGAAAAUAGAGAAAUUCUAAAGAAAUUUUAUGAAAAUGGUUUUGAUAGUGAUGAUUUGGAUGAUGAUGACGACGAUGACGAUGGAUCUAUAGAUUUAGAAACUAAAGAUAAUGAUGGUGAUGAUGGCUAUGAAACAGUUGAUGAUGAUGAAAAUAUAGAAGACGAAGAUAAAGAAUAUUUAGAUUUCUUGUCAUCAGAGGCCAAGAAAAAAUCUCUGAAAAAGCUUGAUGUUUAUAUAAAAUUUCAAGAAGUAUUUUUCGGUAUGCAACAAUAUUAUCCUAAUUCUUAUGAAUUACUUGCAAAAAACCUUGAUUCGGAAAAAGAAAAUUUUAUUAGAUCUUUAUUUUCUAUCGCCGAACAACGAAAAGCUGAACUCGCAAAAGCUCAACAACUUUUAGAAGAAUUAAUUUGCAUUCACAAUGGAUUUACCAGUUUAGCCUUUCUUAAACUAUUGACUAAGUUAGAACAUCUUGAUAUUAGAGGCAAUAACACCACUAAUUGCUUUACUGUAAAGAGAGAACAGCAAUUGUCUAAAAAUAAUAAUGAUACUUUAAAAUGUUCUACAACUCCAAAAAUACCCAACAGUCAAACAUUGGUACUGAUUUGUCAACAUCUUUAUGUUUUUAAAAGAAAGAUUAAAAUACGAGGCUUAUUUAAAGGUGUUAGUAUUUAUACGACGGGUAUUCUAGGUGAUAUAUUAGUUCACUUCUCAACCUAUGAUGCUUUAAGAGAACAUGUUAGUAAAGGUAAUGCAAAAGGUAUUGGUCUCUCGUGUCUUGAAGACCGUAGUCAAACAACGAUCAAUGCUUUCUUAGGAACAUUAAGUGAUGUAAUUAACUCUAGUUUAUGGUACCAGUUGAUGCUAUAUCACGACAAUUCAAAUUUCUAA